GCCGAACAUCACCAUCUCACACGCAGGAUAAUGGCGCAAUCACUGCCAUUGGGCACUGGAUCAAAUUCCUCGGACCAGUUCAUAGAGUCGCUGGACCGCCUUUCGAAGAAGACGGGAGUGUUGGCAACUAUUGUCCUGGACCGAACCAGCGGCGCGAUACUGAAUACUUCCGGCACAUUGUCUUCGAUUCGAUCUACUUCUGGGUCUAGCCAAUCAGUUCCAGCAGCCGUUCCUGACGACGCUUCGUCUGGCCUUAAGGAUCAAAAUGGGGUCGAAGAGCUGGCCCGCAUGGUCUGGAACUACAUGAACGCCACAAAAGAUCUGGUCCAAGGCCUCGAUGAACAGGACGAAGUUAAACUGCUACGAUUGCGAACUAAAAAGUACGAGUUGGUCAUUGUCCCUGAUUCGAAAUAUCUGCUCGUUGUGAUACACGAGACACCUUCGGCGUGAAAGAGGCACACCCGUAACAAUUCGGCGUAUGAUACCCAGGCAUAUUCAGGCGUUUAUUUGACUUUAUAAGAGGACUAUUUGGCGGCGAGGGACUAGUGGCAGCAUGAAACUGGUUCGAUAUCUCGGUUUUAUCAUCUGGCAAAACUAGUGUAAUGUUGAAUGCAGAUCUGAGUCUAUGGUAUAGUUAGUGUGCCAACGGUGAGGGUCUGCAUGAGACACCGCGAUACCAAACACUUUGGGGUGAGCGGGCAGGUCAAGGGGUAAGGCAUGCACCUCAGGGUGCCAGGAUGUCAGGUUGUCAUAUAAUACCACAUCUGGGAGAGACCAAGUUGUAGCUUUGAGUAUAAAAAUCCCA
This is a messenger RNA of Pseudogymnoascus destructans, 805 nucleotides long. RefSeq lists its product as uncharacterized. The record is from RefSeq and is a predicted model, not a curated record. Gene Ontology annotation, biological process: microtubule-based movement. Lineage: Eukaryota; Fungi; Ascomycota; Leotiomycetes; Thelebolales; Thelebolaceae. The coding region runs from base 31 to 450 and encodes 139 amino acids. Gene Ontology annotation, cellular component: cytoplasm; cytoplasmic dynein complex. Gene Ontology annotation, molecular function: dynein intermediate chain binding. The transcript has 3 exons.